AUGUUUUAUAGUAAAUUGUUAUACUACAGUUACGGCGGGUCACUAUUCACUAUAUUUGUGAUUGUUAUAUUUAUUUUGCUAAUUACUGGAAGAUUAAAUAUUGGGGAUUGGCUAUUACAAAUAACUCCUUAUGCUUUUGCAUUGAUUGGGAUAGCGUUGUGCAUUGGGCUGAGUGUUGUGGGUGCUGCAUGGGGAAUAUUCAUCACUGGUUCUACUAUUCUUGGUGCUGCAGUAAAAGCGCCUCGCAUCAGAACGAAAAAUUUAAUUAGUAUAAUUUUCUGUGAAGUUGUGGCCAUCUAUGGCGUGAUAAUGGCAAUCGUAUUUUCAGCAAAACUGCAGUAUGUAGCAGGAGAGGAUGUAUAUUCUAAGGCUAAUCAUUAUACCGUUGGAUUCUGUAACCUAUUCUGUGGCAUAGCAGUCGGCAUAACAGGCAGCAGCGCCGCACUGGCAGACGCACAAGACCAGACCUUAUUCGUAAAGAUUCUCGUGGUUGAAAUCUUUGGGAGUGUGUUAGGGUUAUUUGGAUUGAUUGUGGGAUUAUUACAGUAG
Ambispora leptoticha is the source of this 549-nucleotide messenger RNA. The record is from the annotation of a GenBank genome assembly. Lineage: Eukaryota; Fungi; Glomeromycota; Glomeromycetes; Archaeosporales; Ambisporaceae.